CCAGGUCAGCAGAUGGCGAUGUUUUCUGCUUUUUGGUGGUUUUGCACAACAAAUCAAAUCCAACAUGGCGGCCCAGAGAAUAGCAUGUUCAGGGUUAAGUGCCCUGGGUUCCAGUGUUUUCGCUCCACAGCAGGCCCUGCGGAGCUGCUGGGGGGUGCUGGAGCAGGCGAGGGGUUACUAUGUUAACUGGAGGAUGCUGAGGGACGUCAAGAGGAGGCAGAUGGCCUUCGACUAUGCUGACGAGAGGCUACGUAUCAACGCACUGAGGAAGAACACCAUCCUACCCAAAGAGCUUCAGGAGGUAGCAGAUAAAGAAAUUUCCGCACUGCCCAGAGACAGCUGCCCCGUGAGAAUACGCAACAGGUGCGUGAUGACUUCCAGGCCCCGCGGAGUGAAGCGGAGAUGGCGACUGAGCCGGAUCGUUUUCCGUCAUCUAGCUGAUCACAACCAGAUGUCUGGGAUUCUGAGGGCAAGGUGGUGAUCAGGAGCCGUUGGACACUCUUCAAAUUGGACCAUAAAAAACAAGUGGAUAUGUGGUUGUGAUCAGCAGGAUGUCAGCUCUCAACACCGACUUGAUUUGGGCUUUUAUUGUCUGGAGUCUUUACAGGUUUUGACAAUAGUAAAACCGUUCCACCACCAGCCACAAAAUCCUGGAAGGUGUUCAAGGGGAAUCAUCUGAGGGCACUGCAGCUUGUUACAGUAUUUUGUGCUGAAGAGGAUGUGAAUAUUCCCUUUCUGUAGAUUGUUCGUUUCCUGAAAAAGUAAGUCCAUGUUACUUACUGUAUGCUAAAAGUAUAUUGGAGAAUAAAUAUUGUUGCACAUGG
Molecule: messenger RNA, 824 nt
Organism: Pleuronectes platessa (European plaice)
Lineage: Eukaryota; Metazoa; Chordata; Actinopteri; Pleuronectiformes; Pleuronectidae
Gene: mrps14
Product: mitochondrial ribosomal protein S14
Exons: 3
Coding region: 65-481 (138 amino acids)
Biological process (GO): translation
Cellular component (GO): mitochondrial small ribosomal subunit; ribosome
Molecular function (GO): structural constituent of ribosome
Source: RefSeq, a predicted model, not a curated record